UUUCUCUUUUUUUUUUUUCUUUCUUUUUAUUAUUAUUCAUUCUUUUUAUUUUCUUUUGUACCUUUUUUUAUUCUAUUUUACAAUUUAUCAAACAAUGUUAAAGGUAAAUGAAUAAAUUAUAUUUAUUAUAUUAUCAUAUUUAUUUAUUUUUUCAUAUUAUAUAGAUUAUUCCCCACACAAGUCUUCGUACAAACUAUAAACUUUUACAACGUAUACAAUAUUAUAGUACUGUUCAAGACACUCAUACUACUACAAGUAGUCCUCCUCCUCCACCACCACCACCUCCUUCUUCUUCUAAACAACCACAUUUAUCAUCAACAGUGAAACAAGACCAGCUAUUUAACGAUGAAACUAGAAUUCACUUGGAACGAUUACGACAACAUCAUUUUCAUGCUACCAAUAUGCCUGAUUCUCCUGACUUUGGUACCAAUCAAUAUUUGAAUAUUAAUGAAGAAUUACGUCAACAAUUAAAAGAUAUUGUUUCUCAAUUCCAUGCUCCUAUUCGAUAUGCUUUUGCCUAUGGAAGUGGUGUUUUCCGUCAAGCUGGUUAUGAUGAUAAGAAAAAACCAAUGAUGGAUUUUAUAUUUGGAGUGAGUCAUCCUGGUCAUUGGCAUGCUUUGAAUAUGCAACAAAAUCCACAUCAUUAUUCUGGUUUACGUUUAUUAGGUUCAAAUACUGUCUCCAAAUUACAAGAUAAUGUUGGUGCUGGUGUCUAUUUUAAUCCCUAUGUUGAAAUUAAUGGCAUCGUGGUCAAAUAUGGUGUGGUAUCUAUUGACAAAUUAUGUAGAGAUUUGAUUGAUUGGGAAACUUUGUAUUUAGCUGGUCGAAUGCAUAAACCCGUCAAGAUUCUUCGUGAUGAUGCUCGUGUUCGUUUAGCUAAUCAAGUCAACUUGACUGAAGCUGUACGUGUGGCCUUAUUGACUUUACCUGAAAGAUUCGAUGAAGAACAAUUGUUUGAAAAGAUUGCAGGCAUCAGUUAUGUGGGUGAUUUCCGGAUGGCUGUUGGAGAAAAUCCAAACAAGGUCAAAAAUAUUGUACAUGCUCAAUUGGACCAUUUCAAUCGAUUGUAUUAUAGUUUAUUGGAUGAUUUGCCAAAUGUCGCUGUUCUCAACAAUGGUCAAUUCCAGCAAAAUCAAAAUCCUAAAUUUCGUGGUUUGAUGGUUCAAAAAUUACCAAAAACUCUAUAUGAUCAUGUGGUAAAUCAACAUCGAACAUUUGCCUCUCGACAUAAUUUGGAAAUUCCUUUGAAUCGAUCUGAUAUGUAUCAACAAAUAGCCUCUUCUGCCAAUUUGCCUAAUUAUAUGGACCAAUCGUUACGAUCUAUUAUUGCUAGACCUGCACUCACUCAAAGUAUCAAGGGUAUCUUUACAGCUGGAGUUCUGAAAUCAACUCGAUACGCAACUGCGAAAAUGGGCAAAUGGAUCAAAGCCAAGAAAUAGUGUAGUGGAAACAUAGUUUGUUUUUUCUUUUAUGUAGAUAGAUUUUUUUUUCUUUUUUUUUUUUUCUUUU
Molecule: messenger RNA, 1509 nt
Organism: Halteromyces radiatus
Lineage: Eukaryota; Fungi; Mucoromycota; Mucoromycetes; Mucorales; Cunninghamellaceae
Product: mitochondrial matrix Mmp37
Exons: 5
Coding region: 402-1439 (345 amino acids)
Biological process (GO): cardiolipin biosynthetic process; CDP-diacylglycerol biosynthetic process
Cellular component (GO): mitochondrion
Molecular function (GO): phosphatidate cytidylyltransferase activity
Source: RefSeq, a predicted model, not a curated record